UCCUCUGCCUAACCCUCCCCGUGGGUGUCGACUGGUAAUAGAGAGUUCUGAUUGCAGACUGUUCUAGCUAAGAAUUGGAGUUUGCUCUGAUUCAUCGGCGUGAGGUCUCUGGGGACAACAGAGGUAAUGAUGCACUAGGCUAUACCGACGGAUUCUUCAGGUCCUUAAGGGCUUCCCUUGUCGGAUUGGCUACUGCGGAGCAAAAAUUCUGUCCAACGGCCUUUACGGCCAAUAUGGCUUCAACGGCAACAACCUUGGCUAUACUGACACUGAUUGUAUGACUUUGAAUUGUCUGAAUUAUAAAUUGUCUGAACCCUGGGCUGACAGUCUCAGUAUUCUGUUACCUCAGUAUGUAGAGGUGAAACUCUGCAGAAAUGGCUUUCAGGCUAAUGCUGAGGCUGCCUCCGUCCCGUUAAAAUCGUGGCUGACCUCAGGAAGCGCUCAAUAUCCGUCGCCGUUUAGUUGGUGGUGUAGGUGAGGUUGAGCGAAGCUCCCUCUUAAUAUCUGCCUGGCUCUGAAUGUAUAUGCUCAUAAGGCUAUACAUCAACCUUCACAUGGACCUCACUGAUUCAAAGGGACCCAUGGGGCUUUUUAAAAGAUAACUACACGUCGGGUGGAGAUAGCGGACCUGAGUUGGGACCCAUCAAUAUGGAAAAUUUAAAUCUUAAUAAAAAACAAACAAAACUUUCUGCUACUGGAAGACCAGUAGCAACCCCAAGCAGAAGACUGCAAACCUCGAGUGGUACCUCCAACUCCACUUCCAAUGAACUUAAAAUCUCGUCGCAAAUACCUUCUGGAAGCAGAAAUACUGCAUCUACCAGUCGGUAUGUUGCCUCUUCUGUCACGGCCAAAAGCAGUGACAAGUCAGAAACCAAAUCCACAAGGAGAAUUCCACCCUCUAAAAAGGCCCAUAACGACCGCCGUAUGGCUACACGAAUUCUGCAGCGCGUAGGUGAGAUCCCGGCCGAUAAAAUCAGUCAGCAACAGGCCUCAUCCCUUGAAUGGGCCAAAAGCAUCUUGGCCAAAUCAAGCAAUAAAGAGGCUUCCAAACCGGACCAAGUGUCUAAAAGACAAAGGUCUCAGGAGGAAGAACCCCCUCUUACAAAAAAACCAAGAGGUUACAAUGUACUGGUACGACCGUACAGUGAGGUUGCGAAGGACAAUCUCAUUAUAGGUGUCCUGGAUAGGAGUGCCGAGGAGGGGAGAAUCCCCAAAGACAAAUGGAAAUGGGUGUCGGCCGCGCUGGCAGACAUCUUCCUCCAAGUUUUGGAAGAAAACCCAGGACCUGCUCCCUCCUGCGAAGACGCGGGUUGGCACCAAGGACAAGUGAAAUUGGUAGCUUGCAAGGAUGCGAGAUCGGUUGCCUUGUACAAGGCAGCUGUCUCUAAAGUAGGAGAGAUCUGGCCUGGAGCCAGACUUGAAGCGGUAGACAAGAAGGAUAUACCAUCUCGUCCUAGGGCCAGGGUUUGGAUUCCAACUAAACAAACUGACCCGGAGCAAAUUCUGAAAAUAAUCAGGAUCUGUAACCCCAACCUUCCAACUGGAAAUUGGAAGGUGGUAAAAUUAGAGGAGCCUGUUGGACCGACCAGACAAGCUGUCCUUGUAUUAAAUGCGGAGUCAUUGAAACCGCUCACCGAAGCUAAGUACGUAAUCUCCUAUGGCUUUGAGAAACUAAAUCUCAAGGUCUAUCGUACCGAUGCCACGGAAGAACCGGAGAAGAUUACGUCUGCUCAGCCCUUGCUGGAGGAACCAGCUAAAGAACCAAUGCUAAGACAGCAGAGUUGUGAGGAAACACAGAGUGAAGACCUGCCAGAUCAAAUGGAGGUGGACUCGCUCUCUCUGGUGUCUGAAGACAAAUCGGAUGCGGGGUCGGUGACCAGUCUGGGCAACCUAUUCGAUGAGAGUGGGCUCCUGGAUUCGGAUGACGAAGCCGAUAAAACGGUGGUAGAGGUUCAGGUACCUGAUGAAGGUGCUUCAAAUUAAUCUCCACCACUCUAAAGCUGCUUCAGCAAACCUUCUAAUCCACCUUGCACAGGGUGGAGCCGAUAUUGUUCUGAUUCAGGAACCAUGGAUACUGGAAAACCGGAUCUGUGGAAUCGGAACAAAUGACUAUAAACUUAUCAGCAACACAGACUCAGGUAGACCUAGAUCAUGUGUGUUAGUGAAAAAGUACAUUAAUUGUUUCCUUUUGAAUAAUUUUAGUGAUGACGACCAGACUGCAGUGAGUUUGGAAAUCGACGGCAAAACCGUAUGGGUGGUGUCAUCAUACAUGGCCCAUGACCAUAUAGGAAAUCCACCACCGGAAAUACUUAAGCAGCUCGUGAUAACAGCAGCAGAAAGAAUGACUGGUGUUGUGAUUGGAGCCGAUGCAAAUGCUCAUCACACAAUCUGGGGUAGCUCGGACAUAAAUGAAAGAGGUGAGUCGUUAUUCGAUUUUAUUCUAGAUUAUAAUCUUCAUAUAUGCAAUACAGGAGUGGAACCUACUUUUAUUAUUGCAGGUAGAAAAGAAGUUUUAGAUAUUACGUUAACUAUUGAAAACACAGAUCUUGAGAUUAAAGAUUGGAGAGUUCUUGAUGAACACUCAUUCUCUGACCAUCGUUAUAUUCAAUUCUAUAUAAAUCUACAAUGUCCAGUUGAGAAACCUUAUCGGAAUUACCGUAAUACCAACUGGAGUAGAUAUCGAACCAAUUUACUAAAUCUACUUCCUCUAUAUCCUAUUGAAGAAGUAGAGACUCCUCAAUCGCUAGAUAACGUUGUGGAAACCUUCACAAAAGCUUGCAACAUAGCCUUGGACCGUUCUUGCCCACUAAAAUCACAGAGGGGAAAGAAAAAGCCAUUGUGGUGGUCCGAGGAAAUAAGAGAUCUUAGGAAAUCAAGCAGAAACUUGUUUAACAAGGCCAAGAGAAGUAAUCUUAACACUGACUGGGACAUCUACAAAGUCAGUCUAAAAAUAUAUAAAAAUGAAAUAAAAAGAGCCAAAACACGCUCCUGGAAAGCCUUCUGUGAAAGCGUGGAGGGUUGUCAAGGAACAGCAAGGUUUAGGCGCAUUCUCUCGAAGAAACCCUCUAAUCUAGUCUACUUAAAAGACGAGGUCAAUGGGUGGACACAUAGCAGCGAAGAAUCGGCGGCAUUGUUACUGAAUAUACAUUUCCCAGAUAGUGACAUACCAAAUAACCUUGGAAUAAACCAGGGGUCUACAUGUGACUCAUCUGUGGUGAAUAAUAUUGUCACCAGAAGGAAAAUUAAGUGGGCUAUAGAUAGCUUUCUACCAUACAAAUCACCGGGCCUGGAUGGAAUUAUACCAGCCCAACUUCAUGAAGCAAGGGACAUCUCUUGCAAUUGGCUCACACCAAUCUUUAAAGGUUGUCUUACCUUGGGGCAUAUACCAGAGAAAUGGAAAUUGACAAAGGUCGUUUUUAUUCCUAAAGCUGGCAAAAGCUCCCAUAUUACGCCUAAAGAUUUUAGACCGAUUAGUCUAUCCUCUUUCCUCUUAAAAACUUUAGAAAGGCUUCUGGAGCAUUUCAUUAGGAAAGAGAUACCAGAUGAAAGGCUUUCAAAAUCACAACAUGCGUACUGUAAAGGAAGGUCUGUAGAGACCGCAUUAUCAUCUCUAACUGGGAUGAUUGAAAACUCAAUACAGCAUAAAGAAUACGCCCUUUGUGCCUUUCUUGAUGUGGAAGGGGCUUUCAACAACAUCCUUCCUCAAGUAAUCGUCAACUCAUUAAGAAAACUAGGAAUUGACAAUAGAGUAAUCGAAGUCAUUACCCAACUGCUGGUUGAUAGGACAAUCGUAGCGCAAUGGGGGGGAACGCUAGUAACUAAGAAAGUUAAUAGGGGGACUCCACAAGGAGGAGUACUUUCCCCCCUCUUAUGGCUAACUGCAGUUAAUGAUCUUCUUGUUGAUCUAGAUAGCGUAGGUUGUCAGGUGGUCGCGUACGCGGAUGAUCUUUCCUUGAUUGCAAGGGGAAAAUUUCUGAGUACAAUUAGUGAGGUAAUGCAGGGUAAUCUAAAUAAAGUAUCCCAAUGGGCCCAUUGUAGCGGAUUAUCAAUAAAUCCAACCAAAACAGAACUAGUGCUCUUUUCUAGGAAAUAUAAAAUUCCGGAAUUCACACUACCUAUCCUAGGAGGUCAAACUCUGACUCUGAAUGAUAAAGCCAAAUAUUUAGGUCUUAUAAUUGACAGAAAACUGAAUUGGGGACCAAAUGUUGUUGCACGUACCCAAAAAGCUAUGGUUGCCUUUUACUGUUGUAGAGGCGCUAUAGGCAAAAGAUGGGGACUCUCACCGAAGUCCAUUUUAUGGAUAUAUAAUGUGGUGGUAAAACCAAUUCUCUUGUAUGGAGUGUUAUUUUGGAGAAAUACUCUGAAUAGGUCAACACUAUGCAAGAAAUUGGAAAAGGUUCAAAGGACUGCACUGAUGACAUUAAGCGGAGCGUUAAAAUCAACGCCGUCACUUGCCCUGAAUGUUAUCUUCAAUAUCUUACCUAUCGACAUCGCGGCGAAAGGCGAGGUAGCUGGGGCAGCUUUACGUAUAAGAGAACUAGGAAUUGGAAGCAGUUGUGGAUGGAUGCAAGAUUCCAUCCUCAGAGAAAU
Molecule: messenger RNA, 4590 nt
Organism: Teleopsis dalmanni
Lineage: Eukaryota; Metazoa; Arthropoda; Insecta; Diptera; Diopsidae
Source: RefSeq, a predicted model, not a curated record